Molecule: messenger RNA, 1883 nt
Organism: Coffea arabica (coffee)
Lineage: Eukaryota; Viridiplantae; Streptophyta; Magnoliopsida; Gentianales; Rubiaceae
Source: RefSeq, a predicted model, not a curated record
AGUUCUACGGGGAAAAACAAUUGCUUUUUUGGACAAGCAUAGAAAAGAUUUUCCUCUCAAGGUUACUCAUGGUUUAUAAAACAAGGAUAGAAUCAAUCAACUGCCUGAUGAUUUUUCCUGUAAUGCUACCGUAAGUCAUGCUAAGUUACUAUGGAAGUGUAUUCUCUUUACAGUGUUUACUCUUUCAUCUAGUGGAAGUAAUAUAAUGUUGACUUUCUUUUCUUUUUGACAUAUCCUUUGUAUUCUGCUUGUUUUUUAAUUAGGUUGCUUCUGGUUUCAGUUACGAGGAUAGAAUCAGUCAACUGCCUGAUCAUCUUCUGUCAGAUAUACUCUUGCGUUUAGACUUGAUAGAAGCUGUUAGGACAAGAAUUUUGUCGAAAAGAUGGAAAGAUAUUUGCAAACUUAUGUCUAAACUAAACUUUGAUUGCUGUAAGAUGUUUGGAGAGAUUGAAGAUCAUGGUAACUACAGCUUUAAACAUAAGGGUAGGUUCUUGAAAGCAGUUGAUCAAUCUUUACGUCUUUAUUCAGGUCAACAUGUACCUUAUUUCAUUCUAACAUGUUGUUUGGGGAAAGAAUUUGCCAAUGUUAUCAGUAGAUGGAUGCAGUCUAUUGCUGCAUUAGGCGUAGAAGAACUUUUGAUCAAGUUCUGCUCCCCUAUUCAUGUUGAUAAAAAUGGCAACGGUAGCUUGGUCAAACAUUUUCCCUUCCCUUUUGAGCUUCUCUUUGAAGCAGCUUCAUUGAAAAACUUGCAUUUAUUCGCCUGCGUCCUACGACCAAGUUUUAAAGGCCAAUUCAAAUCCCUUCAGUUUCUGACUCUGUGUAUGGUCCCCUUGGAUGAUGGACAAUUGCCAAGCAUUUUUUCUUCUUGUCCGAACCUCCAGGGGUUGAGAGUUUCGCAUUGUAAACUUCCUUUUAGGAUGGAUAUUAUUGGUGUACAUCUCCGGUUGAAGUUUUUGUUCAUUGAAUCAUGCCAUGGCGUGAAAGAAAUAGAUAUCAGUGCUGGAAAUCUCACCUUUUUCUAUUGUUAUACUGAUGAAGUGAUAAAACAUUCACUUCGUUUCGUUCCCGAACUGGAAAACUUGAGUCUCAGCUGCAACGGUAGUGGUACAGUGCCUCAUUUGUUCAGUGAAGUUGCAAAAGAUUGUACUCAGCUAAAACAGUUACUUUUCCAGACUAAAACGGAUGAGCUACAGUGCAUACCUCUCAAGAUGGAUAUGUUCAGCAACCUCAGGAUACUAUACUUGUUGAUAAUGUUCGACUCUAAUAACUGGAUGACCAACUCUAAAGUUGAUCUACUUAAUCUCACCCCUAUUUUGGAUGCCUGUCCGUUGCUAGAGCAAUUUCGUCUCUUGGCCAGAUGCCCGGGUCGUAAUGCAAAAAGAGGAGGGGCAUGGCCUCCUAGGCAUCAUGCUCACCUAAAAGAAAUGGAAUUUGAUGGAUUUCGCGGAACGAUGAAUGAGAUUGCAUUUGCUUCUUUUUUGCUACGAAGUGCUUCAGAGCUGGAGCGGCUGUGCAUCCGCUCAUCAUACAGUACUUAUUCUGCAGAUUUCACAUGGACAGAACAUCCAGAUUAUGAGAUUUACCCUGAGGAGCGCCAGGAGAUAUACAAACAACUAAUGGGGCAAGCCCUGUCUAGCAAAGUGAAUGUGAUUUUCUCCUAACCUGUGGAUCCGAAACCAGGAGUUCUGAGUUGGUUUCUGUAUAUUCUACCAAGUGCCUUUUUGCUUGGAUCUCUUAACAUUUGGUUACACAAGAGGAGCUACCUCCUAAAUCCUAACUCCCAAUUUCUGCUUUUGCUUCAUCCAGGGACUUUCAGUUAAUUCAGGGGACGUUCAUUUUGUAACUGAACUCUUUAACUUCAGCUUUUUGUCUCUUGUUCUUGA